This is a messenger RNA of Racocetra fulgida, 355 nucleotides long. NCBI's taxonomy places the organism in Eukaryota, Fungi, Glomeromycota, Glomeromycetes, Diversisporales, Gigasporaceae. The record is from the annotation of a GenBank genome assembly.
AUGGAAAUCCCAGAAGACUUGGAACUCUUUUUUGAGACUCUAAACCUUACCUCUUCUACAAUGGAUCUUGGUGAUGGUGAUGAUAAAACAGAAUUUGGAUCAAAAUCUAGUGACGAAGGUAAAGAUACUACAGAUGAAGAAUCUGAAAGGCAUCAAAUUGCCAUCAAUAAAUUAAUCAACAAACUAAAAUUAUGCUAUUUGUAUGCAUUUUAUCGUCUUCGUAGAUGGGUUCAAGAAAAGCAAUCAAUGCUUCCCCGACCUCAUAAAAAUAUUGGCCAUUCACCUGUUAACAAGUUACCUGUUAAGACAGUUGGUGAAGUAAAAUCUUUCAUUAAAUCAGUCAGAGAACAACAUG